Ornithodoros turicata is the source of this 2203-nucleotide messenger RNA. RefSeq names its product putative defense protein Hdd11-like. The transcript is spliced from 6 exons. Bases 22 to 840 code for a protein of 272 amino acids. Gene Ontology annotation, cellular component: membrane. The record is from RefSeq and is a predicted model, not a curated record. NCBI's taxonomy places the organism in Eukaryota, Metazoa, Arthropoda, Arachnida, Ixodida, Argasidae.
GAUGUAUCGACUGAGCGCUCUAUGCCACGACUUACCGACGAAGAAGAGGACCUGAUGCUACGUGUUCCUCCACUCCGUAUUCCGAAGACCAUAUUCUGGAUGCUGGCCAUGGUACUCAAAAGGGCGUCAUGGUUUCACGACUUUCUCUCAGGCAAAAGAAAGCACGGGACGACAUUCACGCUGGCGUUGGUGUUCUUCGUGGGAGAAAUCAAGGCUCAUGGCUACGGGGCGCCACCUAAUGCUUGCGAGAAAAUGACGCCACACCAUCUUGAAAAUCAAAGCUACAACGCUACGACGCCCGGUGUCACGUUCUAUAAACCCACCCCGUCUAUAAACAACUUGUACAAGCUCGAGGCAUCAUACAGUGCGGAUACCAAACAAGUCGCAGUUUCAUUGACGGCGGUGCCUGGUAACAAGUUCCGGGGAUUCUUCAUACGUAGCGUAAACGCAAAGAAGAUGGAUCAAUUCGUGAAUGGUGUCUUCUCUGCAUUCAACCAGACUGUUGCCCAAACGGUAGACUGCGAUAAAUCCCAGGGGAGCGGAAUAACACACAGAAGCAAAGAGGAGAAGGAAAAGUUCACGGCAGCGUGGAAGACAACGACAGCUCCGUGCGCUGCACCUCUCGCUCUUCUCUUUCGAGCCACAGUGGCAAGGGACAGACCUGAGUUCACUACAGAGAUAAAAUCACCUCAGUUAGACAUUGAUUGUCCGCCAGGGAGUUCAACGGAGAGUUCAACGACGACAACGAAGCCGGCGUCAGAAAAAAAAAGUGCAGCUCUGCGCCUCCGUCUCCCUUCGUUCGAGUUCGUGCUGUGUUUCCUAUGGAUCAAUAGCGUUUAAGCUUCGAACUUGACCUCAACAGGAGAUUGCAAAGCAGGGAGUAUGAUUGACCAGCCCUAUUUCCUCAUCAUGGCGGACUACCAAUCUAUAUUGUGCACAUGACCUACAAUACUGCGUUUAUUAUACUUCAGUACAAUGUAAACAGAAAAUAUUGAUUAUUCGAAACACGCAUAUUUUAAACACCCCUAUUUUCUGCUUCAUUGACCAAAAUGUGUGAGAUAUGAAAACUCAGGCUAUAUUUGUAUUAGUGUGAUUUUGGAAUUGGAAGCGAGAAUAGGUGGUGUGCAUUCAGCGACCGUGGAAGCGCAAAGUGGAUGCAAGAAUUACAAAACCUGGUGACAACAGCGUGGGCUGCUGGGGGCGUGCCAAACCGUUUCGUACAGUCCCACGCGUGGAAGGUUCUCGUGUUGAGAUUCUAUCGCUCUUCUGUGAUCCCGCGUUCUGCCAGUUUCGCUGUCAGUCUGUUGUUUCUGCAAAGCGUUCAUGGUACAAUGUUGGGAUUUGUGGUGAUUAGAGACGUUGCUUACUUCGCUGAAACCAACAAACGGAAAGGAAAUCGGCUUGUGAAGCACGUUUUUAGCGUUGACGAAUUUGUCUGCGGUGACGAUGUCACAACCCACGCAAAGUGUGUUUCAUAAGUGAAAGAGGCCUUGGUCUACAGCAUCACCAUACAGGCAUUUGAUCGCUUUAUUCGUUUAUACGGUUUGCGUAGGUUGAUUUGACACCUAUUGAAAGCUGGGCUAACAUUGCUGUUGAUGCUAAACCAGUAGAGCAAACGUUUUGAUUGCUGUGCGUCAGGAGUUCCUGAUAGAUGAGCAUUCGAAACGUAUAUAUAAGCACGAUUUUUUGUUGUUCCUCACAGGCGCCACAUAUGUGUUAUGCGAAUAUAACUAUUUCAUCUUUUUGCAUGCACAAGUUCUACAUUUCUGUCGAAUGUAGUUCUAUCUUAAGAUUUGUCCUCGAUUGAUUUUCGCUGUGGUGCUUUUUUCUUAGGUCAUGACACCUGGGUCUCUUCCCAAGCUUAACAGUCUCACUCUGUCCGAGGUGUGAGAGAGUGAGACAAACUGAUGGCGCCGCGCCGCGGCCUCCGAAGAAAAUAUCUUGCAUGACAGCCGUCGGACAGCUAACUUUGUUUACAUGUGAAGUGCAAGCAUUUUUUUUUUUGCCACACUGCAACUGUUGCACCGCUAACUCUGCAAGCAUCUAAAAGAACUCAUGAUUAGGGACGAGAUGUUUCGUUCCUCGUGAUUUCCAUGCUUCGAAUACCACUGAGGGCACUAGACACGCAGUGAAUAGCGUUUGUGACGCGCGUUCGGCCAUUGUGUGCACAACAUAAAUAAUAAUAUAAAACAUAAUAUUCUAU